This is a messenger RNA of Oncorhynchus gorbuscha (pink salmon), 801 nucleotides long. Its product is annotated as galanin receptor 2a-like. The coding region runs from base 1 to 801 and encodes 266 amino acids. Gene Ontology annotation, cellular component: plasma membrane. Gene Ontology annotation, molecular function: G protein-coupled receptor activity. The record is from RefSeq and is a predicted model, not a curated record. Gene Ontology annotation, biological process: G protein-coupled receptor signaling pathway. NCBI's taxonomy places the organism in Eukaryota, Metazoa, Chordata, Actinopteri, Salmoniformes, Salmonidae. The transcript is spliced from 2 exons.
AUGAAUGGAAAGACAACGGGCCUUAGGAUCUCGUCAUGGUAUCUGGCCAUCCGCUACCCUCUCCGUUCCAGGGAGAUGAGGACCCAUCGUAACGCCCUGACGUCCAUCUGUGUGGUGUGGGGUUUGUCCCUGGUCUUCUCUGGCCCGUACCUGAGCUACUACCGACAGAUGGACCUGGACGGCACCGUGGUUUGCAUCCCCGCCUGGCAGUUCCAGGACAGGCGCCUGAUGGACGUCUGCACCUUCUUCUUCGGCUACCUCAUCCCUGUCCUCAUCCUCAGCCUGACCUACGCCAGAACCAUCCGCUACCUGUGGACCACAGUGGACCCCAUGAAGGACAUGUCUGAGUCCAGGAGAGCAAAGAGAAAAGUCACCAAGAUGAUUAUUAUCGUAGCGGUGCUCUUCUGCCUCUGCUGGCUUCCCCAUCACCUGGUUAUACUGUGUAUGUGGUUUGGUCACUUUCCGCUAAACCACACCACCUAUAUACUCCGUAUUCUCUCUCACCUGGUGGCCUAUGCUAACUCCUGCCUCAACCCUAUAGUGUAUGCCUUGGUGUCCAAACACUUCCGGAAGGGAUUCCGGAAGGUGUUUGACUGUGUGUUGAGUAAGAGGGUGGUGAACCAGGUGCAUGUGUUUCAGGCUGCACAUGUGGUCAGCACGGUGGAGGUGGGGUCUAGUGAGACGUCCAAUCAGAGCCUGGGGUCACAGCGUGGAGAUAGUGUCGGACUGACCACAUCUGAGGCCCUGGGCAAGAAGAAUUUGGAGGUCCCGCUCAUGACAGUGGAGAGAUUUUCUUUUUAA